Pseudomyrmex gracilis is the source of this 547-nucleotide messenger RNA. RefSeq names its product fatty acid synthase-like. NCBI's taxonomy places the organism in Eukaryota, Metazoa, Arthropoda, Insecta, Hymenoptera, Formicidae. The annotation marks the transcript as partial. The record is from RefSeq and is a predicted model, not a curated record. Gene Ontology annotation, biological process: fatty acid biosynthetic process. Gene Ontology annotation, molecular function: fatty acid synthase activity. The transcript has 2 exons.
UGCAGUUUACAGUAUCAAUUGGCGCGCUCGUUGAGGUUUAUGCGUGAGUAGUGAAAUAAUACUUUGAUAACAAACGAAUAGAAGUGUGUCUUGAAAAAGCUAGAAGGUCGUAAAGAAAAUGUCUGCAAAUAUAUCACCUAGUAAGAGAUGUUACAAAGCGCCUGCGCUUGGUGAAGAGAUUGUUAUCUCUGGUAUUGCUGGUAGAUUUCCGGACUCUAACAAUGUGGAAGAGCUCAAGAACAAUCUAUUAAAUAAAGUGGAUCUAGUUACAGAUGACAAUCGUCGAUGGAAAUUAGAUCAUCCAGAUAUCCCUCAGCGAACUGGAAAAGUUAAUGAUGUCGAUAAAUUUGAUACGUUAUUCUUUGGAGUUCAUUUUAAACAGGCUCAUACUAUGGAUCCAAUGUGCAGAAUGUUAUUAGAGCACGCAUAUGAGGCCGUUAUUGAUGCUGGAAUAAAUCCAAAGCAGUUACGCGGAUCACGAACAGGCGUCUUCAUGGGCGCAUGUUUCUCCGAGUCUGAGAAGACAUGGUUUUAUGAGAAGUUACAG